AUGUCGGGCACAGGUCCUCGAGAAGCAGUCUUCCCGACUCGUAUGAACCUCACCCUCACCAAGGGGAGACUGAAAGGAGCUCAGACCGGUCACUCGCUAUUGGCCAAGAAGCGAGAUGCUUUAACGACGAGAUUUAGACAGAUCCUGAAGAAGGUAGAUGAGGCGAAACGACUCAUGGGACGUGUCCUUCAACUCGCAUCAUUCUCUCUGGCCGAAGUGACCUACACCGCUGGUGAUAUCGGAUAUCAAGUGCAAGAGUCCGUCAAGCGAGCAAGCUAUACCGUCGAGGCGAGGCAGGAGAACGUCAGUGGAGUCGUCUUGCCAACAUUUGAGAGCGUCCGGUCAAAAGAGGGCAACGAUUUCAAUCUCACCGGUCUCAGUCGAGGUGGUCAGCAGAUUCAAAAGUGCAGAGAUACAUAUGUCAAAGCGGUCGGAACGUUGGUCGAGUUGGCGUCGUUACAGACUGCUUUCACGAUCCUCGACGAGGUCAUUCGAGCUACCAAUCGUCGGGUCAAUGCCAUUGAGCAUGUCAUUAUCCCACGUCUGGACAAUACCAUCAAGUACAUCAACUCAGAACUGGAUGAAAUGGAUCGUGAGGAAUUCUUCCGCCUCAAAAAGGUUCAAGGAAAGAAGAAGCGAGAUGCCGAGAGGGUACUCAACGAGCGCAAAGAGAAGAACGACGCGCAUGAGCAAUCCGGAGGGAGUGUCCAUCGCGAUGAGGGUAUCGGGGGUGGCGCAGGUGGGGGUGACGACAUGCUAGGUCAGGGCAAGGACGAAGAUGUGAUAUUCUGA
Messenger RNA from Kockovaella imperatae, 792 nucleotides. Its product is annotated as ATP synthase subunit D-domain-containing protein. The record is from RefSeq and is a predicted model, not a curated record. Bases 1 to 792 code for a protein of 263 amino acids. Gene Ontology annotation, molecular function: proton-transporting ATPase activity, rotational mechanism. NCBI's taxonomy places the organism in Eukaryota, Fungi, Basidiomycota, Tremellomycetes, Tremellales, Cuniculitremaceae. Gene Ontology annotation, biological process: vacuolar acidification. The transcript is spliced from 6 exons. Gene Ontology annotation, cellular component: fungal-type vacuole membrane; vacuolar proton-transporting V-type ATPase complex.